AUGACAGCGCCAGAUCAGUACCGCGAUGACUUCGACAUCACCACAAACAUCCGCAGCCUCUCCAGCAAACCGCAGAUCCAGCCAUUCGCCGGCCGCAUUGGAGGAAACCAAGGCCUCGUCCUUGAUCGUCAUGACCCGGGCAACCUAGAAGUUCUAAAGAAGACGCCCGAUGCGGCCCCGUUGAUGACCUUCCGGGACGCCUACAAUUUCCAUGGAUUUAUUGACUUGGAUCUCUGGCGAUUUGCGUUGAUCGAAUGCGUCGGCACCAUGAUGCUCUCGUUUAUCACCGCGUGGAUGGGUAGCUCGCCGCUGCCGGCUUCAUCUACCCCUCCAGACACGGCAGGGGUGUUCGGAACGCCAGAGUUUCUCGGUCCACUAUUCGGUGGCAUUAGCAAUUGGCUUUUCCUCACGCUGUUCAUCUUCUCUUUCUCGUCUAUCAGCGGGAGCCACCUUAAUCCAACAAUCACCCUGGCGACAUUCUUCGCGCGAUUAAUCUCGUUUCCACGCGCCGUCCUUUACCUCGGUGGCCAGAUCCUUGGCGGAGCAUUGGCUGGCUGGAUUUUGCAGCCGGCAUGGGGCUCAGAGGCGUUCCUGGUUGGGGGAUGCUAUAUCAACACAGAGCUCGUCCCGGUCCGACAGGCUCUCCUGCUGGAAUUCAUUUGCUGUUUAAUUCUGAUAUUCCUGGCAUUUGGCGUAGGGCUGGAUCCCCGGCAGGUGCAGGUGUAUGGAGCGGCGCUGUCGCCUUGGCUGGUGGGACUAGCACUGGGGCUAGUCAGCUGGGGCUCUGCCUAUACACGGAAGGGAUAUAACGGCGCGAGUAUGUUGGUCUUCAGUCUUGAUAUCCGGUUGCUGAUUGAGGGUAUACAGGCUUGA
Aspergillus pseudoviridinutans is the source of this 873-nucleotide messenger RNA. RefSeq lists its product as uncharacterized. NCBI's taxonomy places the organism in Eukaryota, Fungi, Ascomycota, Eurotiomycetes, Eurotiales, Aspergillaceae. The transcript is spliced from 2 exons. Gene Ontology annotation, cellular component: membrane. Gene Ontology annotation, biological process: transmembrane transport. Bases 1 to 873 code for a protein of 290 amino acids. Gene Ontology annotation, molecular function: channel activity. The record is from RefSeq and is a predicted model, not a curated record.